UUUCAGUUGAAACGGCGGCGCGACGGCGACUUCGAUACACUUUCAGUAUUCAGUAGCGGGCGGAAAGCCGCUCGGUCGCUACCGGACACCUGAAAUGAUCAUCUUCAGUGUGUGCACAUUUCUUCCCGCGUUCAUACUCGUCAGAGUCUGCUGUGUGUUUAGUUAUGUGAUAUGAAAUUAUUUGUUGUUGGGUUUAGUGAAACUAUAGUUUAAAUGUUUGCUUUGCACUCUCGAAGAUUGCGUAGGAGGCUUAGUGCCCCGACGUCAGGGUCUAUCCGACGUCGAGCCCGAGAGCGACGUCAAGCUGAGCAGACGAGAGCGGAGGGCGAGCGCAUCGCACGCGAGAAGCGGGAGCGAAGGGCACGGGAGAAGCUCGAACAACAGCGGAAGGCUCGUGAAGAACUGGCGACGUACCAGCCGUGGGGUCGCGCGGGUGGUGGCGCUCCCAACCCUCGAGGUGUACGAUUUACUAAUCUCCGGGACAAGGGGAUCUUUCCUGAAGACGAAUUAAGGGGAGUAUCAUUGCACGAAGCGUGUCGUCGGUGGGCGACGUCCCCCCUCCGCCGACAGAGACAGACCCCAGUGAAGUUGAGAGAAGAUCCUCAACUGUGUUACGCCGACCCGCUGCGCAAGAGUGUCGACAACGACAUACGAUACAAACAGUCGCCUCAUGAACAACAAAGCUAUAAACAAAUAUUAGAUGAGAUGGUUACUAAAAAAAAGAAAGCCAUGAGAGAAGAAAAGAAACAGAAUCUGGAAUAUGAACGCAAAAUGCACGCUAUGGAAGGGCCAUGGGGUAAACCAGGGCCUGGUGGCACUAUAUGGAGGAACCCCCGUAACAUUGGACUAAAUUUCUCAAAGUCUAUGGGUUGGACAGAUAAUGAAAUUUUAACAAAAAUGAAUGGGGCUAAUGGGCACAAAUCUUCACUUACUUUACCUAAAGUAAAGGGAGACGAUGAUUUCAGAGAAGAUACGCCUAAUAAAGAAAAUGUAAGACCACAUAACGUAGACAAGUUACCAAAUAUUAAAUAUGGUAGCAGUCCGCAAAGAAAAUCUCCAGAUCAACGAAGAUUUAGUUUAGAUGUUAAGGUAAAGCACGAAAUUUCUUAUGGUGGUAAUCCAGAAGAUCGAAGGAGUCCAAAGAAAACUAGAUUUGUCAAAAGAUUAUCUAAUGGGGAUAAAGUAACGAAACUAAUAAUAGACGAUAGUUACGACAGUGGAGAUGCGAUGGCUGUGGAGAAAAAGCCAACACCUGAAGCAGCCAUUUUGCGUGUAACCGGUGGAGUUGAACUUGUCCCACUUCUCGCUAGAAGACGUCGAGUUGGCGCACGCACGUUGCCAUCCAGUGAUGUCACAAGGCCGGCGGAUCAAUCGUGUCAAUGGCGAGAAUCGCUCAACAUGGAUUACCUGAGAGAACUAAAACAGCAAAUGAAAGUAAAAUGCAUACAAAAAGAGGAGCAUCGACGUGAUUCAGCAGAAAGCGUGCGUAAACAUCAUGAGACGUGGGAGUCUCUUUGGGGCAGGCAAGGACACGGAGCCCCUCUACGCGGCAAAUACGCGAGGAAUAACUUAGCACAACUACUGUAUGUAGCACCCCUGACUAAUGCUCAGUAGAUAACACAAUAUAGUGACACCGGUAAUUAAAAAAACAAAAACAAAUGGCAAUAACCAGAGAAGUCUUUACUUAUUUACUUUCGAACAUUUUGUAUAUUUGUAUCAAUAAUAACCUGUCGUAGAAGAAUCACGAUUAAGUAGUAAUCUAUUCUCAAGAACAGUAUGAGGUUAAACUUUUACGUAAUUUGCAUGUUAAUUUAACACAAAUACUGAAAUGUUUUGGUUUAUUACCAAAAACUUUGACGUACUAAAUGCAUAUUGACAUUGAUAACGUGAUCGUGAACUUUCAACGACAGAAUAUUAAACAUUACGUUCAUAUUAGGUAACAAUAAAUAAUUAUUUCAUUAAAUUAUGAAUUAAAAUGUGGACUUCUGACCUUUAUCAUAUUUAGUGCCAACAGAAUACAUUUAACGUAACUUAGGAAUCAAUACUAUGAAUAAGUCACCUAAAUAGAACAUCUGUGAACAAAGCGUCUACUGAUGUUUGGUUAGAGGUAAAAAUUAGGUAGGUGACUAGGUGCAUUUAUACAAUGCGUAGGUGCUUAAGGAAAGAACUGCUAAGAAGUAGUAAAAUGUUUUAAAUAGGUAAAUAUUAAAUACAUUUUCCCGUCUAGAAAUCAAACCUUUAGUAUUAAUUGUUUAAGGUUUGGUUAAAAUUAUAACGUGUAAGUAAUUUCCAGUAUUUCCUUCAUAAAUAAGUAACUUCCAUAUUCCGAACUGUAUCCUCUGUACUACUGCUUUCAUACAGGAAUAAAAGUGCAUUGUAUCAUCUUCUCUACAUAUGAUAUUCUGCAAUUCUGUCUUCUUGCAAUUCUAAAUGAAAAAUUGCAUUAACUAUGUCGUAAAAUUAAUUUAAAAAUUACCAAAGUAAGUAAUUAAGUUGUUAAAAAAAUUAAACCACAAUUUAUAAUAAGAGACCGUAGAAAAUUACUCUCACGAAUUUUAGACUUAUUUUAAUUUGUGAACCUUGUUGCACUGUGAAAGGAUGGAUGUUUUAAGUGAAUAAAAUGUUUUAAAAUAC
Molecule: messenger RNA, 2634 nt
Organism: Spodoptera frugiperda (fall armyworm)
Lineage: Eukaryota; Metazoa; Arthropoda; Insecta; Lepidoptera; Noctuidae
Exons: 9
Coding region: 214-1614 (466 amino acids)
Source: RefSeq, a predicted model, not a curated record